This is a messenger RNA of Adineta ricciae, 810 nucleotides long. The record is from the annotation of a GenBank genome assembly. NCBI's taxonomy places the organism in Eukaryota, Metazoa, Rotifera, Eurotatoria, Adinetida, Adinetidae.
AUGGCAUCGAAAUCAUAUUUCUUACUUUUGAUCACUAUUAUUUCAUGUCAACAACUCCUUCUCAUUCAAGCAGAAUCGGAAACAAAGGUUGAAGUACAAAACGAAGCCGUUAAAAUCGACGAAAACAAACCUUUGAAUGACUUUCAAGAUCGGUGUGCCAGUACCAAAUGCCGUGAUGGUGAAACGUGCGUUCUCAACAAGGAUGGCGAUGCCGAAUGUGGUUGUAUUCCACAGUGUGAAGAUCCUAAAGAUGAACGUUUAAUGGUUUGCACAAAAGCCAACCAUACCUAUACGUCUGACUGCGAAUUUUUCCAAAUGCAAUGCUGGUGCCGUAAGAAAGAUGAACGCUGCACCCGACCAGAGGCAGUAACAGAUGUCAUCGACUAUUUCGGACGAUGUCAAAAUAUUGGUGUCUGCACUGAAUUUGAAUUGGAUGUGUUCCCCAAACGUAUGAACAUUUGGCUCGGUGAAAUCCUCGAUGCAUUGUUUGUUCGAAAGGAUCUCGAUACUAAGUAUGCUGUUUUGGUCGAUGAAGCACGCAAAAUGAAACUAUCCAAUACUGAAAAAUGGUGGCGCAAUGCUGUACUCUGGGAAUUCUGUGAACUCGACCAAACUCAUGAUAACGCCGUUAACAACGAAGAAUUAGCUCGUUUUGUUCGAUCACUCAAAGUUCUCGAACAUUGCAUUCAACCAUUCUUAGAUCAUUGCGAUACUGAUAAUGAUAACAAGAUCUCUUCGGAAGAAUGGGGUACAUGCCUUGGUCUUGAUAAAGACGAUAUGGCUUUCUUGAAAACGUUCUGUUCACAUUAA